AUGGAGAUGUCAGCACUCUUCACUGUGUACCUGCUGCUGGGGGCUUCCCUUGCCCUGACCCAGACCUUUAAAGGUUCUCACUCCUUGUGGUACUUCGACAUCACAGUGCCAAGACCUGGCCUAGAGGAGCCCCUCUACAUGACUAUUGGCUAUGUGGAUGACACAGAGUUAGUGCAUUUCACCACUGAGUCAGCAAAUCCUAGGUUUGAACCCCGGGUGCCCUGGAUGGAGCAUGUGGGACAGAAGUACUGGGAUGAUGAGACAUGUGUUGGCAUAUGUGAAGCACAUGAGAUUCAAGUGUACUUUCAAAAGCUGCGAGGCUACUACCACCAGAACCAGAACAGUUCUCACACCAUCCAAAGGAUGACCGGCUGCUACAUUGGAUCAGAUGGGCACCUGCUUCAUGCAUACCAUCAGUUUGGCUAUGAUGGGCAUGAUUACCUCACCCUGAACGAAGAUCUGAGUACCUGGACUGCAGCAGACAUGGCUGCUGAGAUCACCACUAAUGAGGCUGCAUUCUGGAGGGACUACUUGCAGGGCCUUUGUGUGGUGUCACUCCUUAACUUCCUGGAAAUGGGAAAUGAAACUCUACUGUGUGCAGAUCCCCCCAAAGUACAUGUGACUCAUCAUCCCAGACCUGAAGGAGAUGCCACCCUGAGGUGCUGGGCCCUGGGCUUCUACCCUUCAGAGAUAAUGCUGACCUGGCAGAGGAAUGGGGAAGGCCUGACCCAGGACAUGGAGCUUGUGGAGACCAGGCCUGCCACCUUCCAGAAGUGGGCAGCUGUGGUGGUGCCUUCUGGAGAAGAGCAGAAAUACGUGUGCCAUGUGCAGCAUGAGGGUCUGCCUGAGCUCAUCACCGUGAUAUGGAGCAGGCCUCUCCAGUCCUUCAUCCCAAUCAUAAUAGGUGCUGUUGGCCUUGUUCUCCUGGGAGCUUCAGUGGCUGCUGCUGUAAUGUGGAAGAAGAGCUCAGGAUUAUGUCAUAAUAUGUGGGAAUCUGUGUAAGAAAAUUGUGAACUAUGGAUGAAGCAGACAGAGUGAAGAAUGCUCUUCCCACAAAGUGGUCUUCUAAAAAGAAUUGCACAAACUAUGAUAAAUGAAUGUACUUCAAAGCAAGAGCAUGAGGAAAAUUCCCUGCCAUCUCCAAUUAUCUCUGUGGGAAAGGGAAAGGCCUGGGAGAAAUGGUCAUGGUCCCUUUCACAUGGUCAAAGAUGAUUAGACAAAACAUUAUGUGUAUUCCCUCACUGUAUUUGUAUGUAUUUAAGGUAACUGUAAACAUCCCAUCAUGUUUUGCUUGCUUUGAUAAUAAAAGCAAG
This is a messenger RNA of Acomys russatus (golden spiny mouse), 1313 nucleotides long. Its product is annotated as patr class I histocompatibility antigen, B-2 alpha chain-like. Lineage: Eukaryota; Metazoa; Chordata; Mammalia; Rodentia; Muridae. The record is from RefSeq and is a predicted model, not a curated record. Gene Ontology annotation, molecular function: signaling receptor binding; peptide antigen binding. Gene Ontology annotation, biological process: antigen processing and presentation of endogenous peptide antigen via MHC class Ib; antigen processing and presentation of endogenous peptide antigen via MHC class I via ER pathway, TAP-independent; positive regulation of T cell mediated cytotoxicity. Gene Ontology annotation, cellular component: external side of plasma membrane.